This is a messenger RNA of Alternaria burnsii, 2016 nucleotides long. RefSeq names its product kinase-like protein. Gene Ontology annotation, molecular function: ATP binding; protein serine/threonine kinase activity. The coding region runs from base 1 to 2016 and encodes 671 amino acids. Gene Ontology annotation, biological process: protein phosphorylation; intracellular signal transduction. NCBI's taxonomy places the organism in Eukaryota, Fungi, Ascomycota, Dothideomycetes, Pleosporales, Pleosporaceae. Gene Ontology annotation, cellular component: cytoplasm. The transcript is spliced from 2 exons. The record is from RefSeq and is a predicted model, not a curated record.
AUGGAGGACCCAGAGUCAUCCUCUACGGGUCUCGCGUCCUCCAACCCUCGAGCCGAAAGGGCGGCCGCGCACAACGACGCGCCGGAAAAGACGCAUGCCACGCUAAACACUAUUGCCCUCCAGCCCCCCGCGAACCUAAAUGCGACGUCGACCCUGACCAACUCGGACCUGUCGAUUGGAAGGGGAUUCACGGAUCCCUCGCUGCCGCUGCCCAGAUACCACGUCCGCGCCCCGUCCACCGCGUUGAAGCUUGACACGGACCUCGCCAUCGCCUCGUCCAACCCAAACUCUGCACGCUCUCUCCACCCCGCCAAUCUGGAGGCCAACGGGAGCGACGCGCUGCGGCAGUCGGCCACUGCGCCGAUUGCGAUACAAGACAGUGGCUAUCUGAGGACUGCCUGGUCUACUGCUAGUCUCGGUUCGCUGUCGCCCUCGUCCGCCAUCUCGUCGCCAGCACUGGCCGCCCUGGGAGACAUAACCCCACUUCCAUCACCACUGGUGAUGGGCGACUCACCGGGACCAUGGCAGCGAGCCGACCAUCGCCCGCGCUCACGAGGCAUAUCAGGCGCCUCUCGCGACGACUCCUUCGCCAUGUUCACCAAGGGCACCCUCUCUCCUUCGCCCUCGCUCAAGAAGAAAGGAUACUCGGGACUGAAAGCGGCCGCCAUCGAAGCGGCCGCUGCAAACUCUCAGCAGAGGAACGAGGCAGCCCGCGAGCGCAACAGAAGCAUCAGCGAGUACACUCCAGAUGCAAUGCGCAACGCUCGUCCCCGACAAGUCUCGGUGGUAGAAACGGACCCCAACAUGCAGCAACGCAUGAACCGCGAGACAUAUCUUGCCAUGCAGAGGGGCCUUGUCCCCGCUAAGGUGCCAGCCGGGCUUCCCACUCCACCCGCGAGCAACGCAAGCAACCGCAGUGUUACCGACACCGAGGAAGAGGACGUGACAGAUGAUGACAAGACUCAAUACAUAGUGGUGCGCUGUGGACCCCAGAAGACGAAGAAGCUCUGGCGCCCUGUCCGGCAGCUUGGUCAGGGCACCUUCAGCAAAGUCUACCUGGCAACCUGCGAGAAGACCAAGGCCAAGGACCCUCUCGAUGAGAACGUUUUGGAUCCGCGGAAAUUGGUCGCCAUCAAAGUCGUCGAGCAUGGCCCGGCCGGGGGUGCCGAUGAAGAACGCGUAGAAUUAAGCCUCAAGCGAGAGGUUGAGAUGCUCCGAUCAGUAUCACAUCCGUCUCUCGUACAUCUCCAAGCCUUCGAUCACGAUGACGCCCAAGCUCUUAUUGUCCUUACGUACUGUCCCGGUGGUGAUCUGUUUGAUGUAGCCAGUGACCAUCGCGACAAGCUGACUGUCGAUAUCGUCCAUCGUAUCUUCGCCGAAAUGGUCAGCGCCGUGCGUUAUUUACAUACCCAACUUAUCGUGCACCGCGACAUCAAGCUAGAAAACGUUCUUCUCAACAUUCCUGUGUCUACUGUGCCUCUACUCAAGAACCCACAGAGCCAUCCGCAUGCCAUAGCGACACUCACGGAUCUUGGUCUUUCUCGACGUAUUCCAGCUCCACCCGAAUCGCCCCUUUUGACAACAAGAUGCGGUAGUGAAGAUUAUGCAGCCCCGGAGAUUCUACUAGGUCAGCCAUAUGACGGUCGUUCAACGGAUGCCUGGGCGCUUGGUGUCCUUCUCUAUGCUCUCAUGGAGGGACGACUACCCUUUGAUCCCCUACCGGGCAAGGCUGCGUCUCGUAGCAGAGCUGCUCACCGUAUCGCCAGAUGCGACUGGUCUUGGGUCAAGUUUGGUGACGAAGACGGUGAGUGGGAUGCUGAGAAGGGCAAGGAGUGGGGAGGAGCUCGCGAGUGUGUCGAAGGGCUGCUGAAGAAGGUCUCACGCGGUCGGAAGAGCUUGGAAGAUAUUGAGAAACUGGAAUGGGUCCAGCAAGGCAUUCAGGUCGAGGGGGGCCUAAGAAUGAGGCCAGAAGACGAGGUCGCGGAGAUCGCUGCGGCCCAGACCCCGCCGAGGUGA